AUGAAGUUACUGGCGUUUCUUUUAUUGAUGCCAGUGUGCUUAGCACAUUUCAAUGUGUACCUGAGCAGUGCAGAAGUCUGGAGACUAUUAGGUUUAACAGCAGAGCUGUAUUAUGUCCGGGAUGGCCAAAUAAACUCAUACGCGCUUAAUUUCGUGGUGCCAGUGCCUGCGACCAUUGGGGAACUUCAUUUUACGUGGCAGAGUCUUACGAGGAGACCCUUACCGUACAAACUUCGAGUGGAUGUCGUCUCGCACCCUGAAGCAUUACACCCUCCCACAUUCAGUAUACCUAUCACGGGCUUUGUGCCAACCGAACCACAGACAUGGCAAGUUGAUCUUCCGUGCACGCACACAGUGGCAGCAGAGGUCGACGUCACGAUUUCCAUGAACAUCUCCUCCGGUUCUUCCUCAACUGCUCUGCAUUUUAGAAGACGUAAGAUAUGCCUGAAAGAUUCCCCACGGCCAGCUGUAAGAGUGGACAACGCGCCCCACGCUCCGACGUCAGCGGAUAUAUUCUACGCAGGCGCCGGUUGCGCUGGUGGCCUAUUGAUAAUAGCGGCUGUAUCUGCGGCAGCCUGUAGAGCACGCGCAAGGAAACUUCGCAGAGCGAGAAGCGACGAACAAGAUGCCCACGCCUUCCUACCAGACUCAUCGUGCAAGUCCGCGGCGAGCUACACCAGCUAUCGUCGGCCCACCUCAUUGCCCGCUGUAGCCGCUGAGGAAAGAGCGAGAGAUCUUCAACAGAGGAUUGCGGAGCUAACGAUACAAAGAUGUCGAGUGAGGCUACGAUCCGUGGCUAUGGAAGGCACCUUUGGACGUGUGUAUCGAGGUACUUACGCGGACGAAGAUGGAAGGGAACAGGAGGUGUUAGUCAAGACUGUAGCUGAACAUGCAUCACAAGUGCAGGUCUCACUUCUCUUACAAGAAGGCUGUAUGCUAUACGGAUUACACCAUGAGAGGCUUCUGUCCGUACUCGGUGUGAGUAUCGAAGACCAGACCGCUCCGUUCCUGUUAUAUCCGUGGGGUUCCGGCUGGAGGAAUCUCAAACAGUUCCUAUUAGCAUGUCGAGGUGUCACUAUAGGAGGGGCCACGGGUGGCGCGCCGCCUCCUGCAUUAACCACUCAGCACGUGGUUAGAAUGGCGCUGCACGCUUUGGACGGACUUUCCUAUUUACACUCACAACACGUACUGCAUAAGGACAUCUCUGCCAGGAAUUGCGUGGUUGACGAGAAUCUGCGAGUAAUGAUAGCUGACAACGCGUUGUCCAGAGACCUUUUUCCAGCAGACUACCACUGUUUGGGUGACAACGAAAACCGGCCAAUUAAAUGGUUGGCCCUCGAAGCUCUUUCGAAAAAGCAAUUUAGUCCUGCAUCAGAUGUUUGGGCCCUGGGUGUACUCCUGUGGGAACUUACGACCUUGGCACACCAGCCUUACGCGGAAAUAGAUCCCUUUGAGGUCGCCGCGUACUUGAGAGAUGGAUAUCGGUUACAACAACCGGCGAAUUGUCCGGACGAAUUAUUCGCGGUCAUGGCCUACUGCUGGGCGAUGUCUCCGGACGACAGACCAACGUUACCUCAACUACAGAUCUUCCUGAGAGACUUCCACACGCAACUGACAAGAUUUGUGUAG
Messenger RNA from Leptosia nina, 1629 nucleotides. NCBI's taxonomy places the organism in Eukaryota, Metazoa, Arthropoda, Insecta, Lepidoptera, Pieridae. The record is from the annotation of a GenBank genome assembly.